AGGUGAUUGGACCCAUUUGGAUGUCAUCUUAUCAUUGAAGCACUGUGAUCCUGUUCACGCCCUUCGUGUCUCUGGACGCCGGAUGGUCACCCAGGAGCCGGAGUCUUUGCUGUGAACGCACCAGUGCGAACCUCCUACUUUUCAAAUUGUGGCAACGUAUUAAUUCCGAGAUCCACUUUCUCGAUGGUCAUUCUCACAAGUUGCCUUCUUGGAAACCCCUGGAAAGGACCCGCAAUGCUCGAGACGAUAAAAGGCAUUGGGAUUGAAUGUCGAAAACUUCGCACUUCAUCUUUUCCCUACGCCCAGCAGGUAGUUUCCCUUCGCGGCUUCAGAGCACAAUGUCUACCAAACCUGCCUUGGCUUAUAAUGACGCAGAGAAAGGGACGCUGGAUGUCCGCUCUCCUCAGCUUGCCGAUCUCGCCAAGAGUGAGAAAAAGGCAGCAGACAUCGAUGUGUUCGCCGUGCAGUCUCUCAAAAAGGAUGCACCGGUGACCCCCUCAAACGUCGCGAAGCCACCGCCAACCCCAAAACCGGCGAAGAAGAGGGCCCCCUUGUGGGUCCUCUGGGUCAUCUGGUACAAUAGUUACAGGCGAUUCUUCACUGUUAUUUUUAUAGUGAACUGGAUUGGAAUCGGCUUUACGAUCGCUGGAAAAUGGCCAUACGCUGCAGCGUAUCCGGGUGCUUUGGUCGUUGGUAACUUGAACGUAGCGGUCCUCGUGCGUAACGAGAUCUUUGGACGAUGCCUGUAUUGGUUCGUCAACACGUUCUUCGCUAAGUGGACUCCCCUAUGGUUCCGUCUUGCGUGUACCUCUACUCUGCAGCAUCUUGGUGGUAUUCACAGCGGAUGUGCAAUCUCCGGUGUGGCUUGGAUCGUCGUUAUGGUCGUGCGUCAGUACAAGACCAAGUACAUGAAUGAUUCGAUCCUCGCUUUCGGUACGGUCACCACAGUUAUGUUAUUCAUCACAAUCUGUGCCGGUCUUCCGUGGGUCCGCAACACACACCACAAUGUAUUCGAGCGCAACCACCGUUUCUUCGGGUGGACUGCCUUGAUUAUGACCUGGGUGCACACUAUUGUGACCAAUGCCUACGACAUCGGGGACGGAACGUUCGACCGCAUCGGUUUACACGUUGUCCAACAGCAGGCAUUCUGGUACAAUCUCGGAAUGUCCGUCUUCAUUGUCCUGCCUUGGAUAUGCACGAGACACGCCAAGGUCGACAUCGAGCUGCCCUCUCCAAAGGUCGCUGUUCUCCGCUUCGAACGUGGUAUGCAACAGGGUCUCCUCGCUCGUAUCAGUCGCAGUGCUGUCAAAGAAUAUCACGCUUUCGGUAUCAUCUCUGAGGGUACCCAUGCCAAAUAUCAUUACCUCAUUUGUGGUGUGCAAGGUGAUUUCACCAAGAGUCUGGUCAACGACCCACCGAGAAGGAUCUGGACUCGUGAGCUGAAGUUCGCUGGUGUCUCCAAUACAUCAACGCUUUACAAACGUGGUAUUCGUAUCUGCACCGGAACAGGUCUUGGUGCUGCCCUUUCUACUUGCAUCCAAUCUCCCUACUGGUACUUAAUUUGGAUCGGCUCCGAUCAAGAGAAGACAUUCGGCCCGACCAUUAGUGGCCUCAUUCACAGGCACGUUGGUCCGGAGCGUCUACUCCUCUGGGACUCCAAGACACGUGGUGGCCGUCCGCCCACCAUGAAGAUCUUGAAGGAGGUAUACGACUCCUGGCAGGCAGAGGUCGUCUUCAUCACUUCCAACUACAUUGGUAACUCAGAGAUCCAGCAAGGUUGCAAGGAAGCCGGUAUUCCUGCAUUCGGUACUCUUUGGGACUUCUAAUUCUUCCGACAAGUUCUCUUGCAUUGGGCGUGGGACGUGUCGAGCGCCAGACCAUCCACGUCUGUUUCUCAUCCCUGUGUAUCCUCUGUACCUCCAGGAAAUCUUUCAACUAUGAAUUUU
Suillus paluster is the source of this 1946-nucleotide messenger RNA. RefSeq lists its product as uncharacterized. Lineage: Eukaryota; Fungi; Basidiomycota; Agaricomycetes; Boletales; Suillaceae. The coding region runs from base 267 to 1826 and encodes 519 amino acids. The record is from RefSeq and is a predicted model, not a curated record. The transcript is spliced from 12 exons.